GAACACUAUCUCAAGGAUAUGGUCCAGCUGCUGUUCACAAGACUGCCAUACUUCUCAGAAGAUCUCAGGAAACCAAUAAACAUGAAGAAACUGAAGAUGCGAUCUGGAAGUAUUGACCAGUCAAGAGGAAAACGCAAGAUGAAAUCAUCAGUUAGAAAAAAUAGUCGAUCUAUGAACAGCAAGGUGGAAGACAAGGAAAAACCACCACAAACACUACUUACAUCAGGCUCCUCGAGUCAGGAAAAUAUCAACAAGGUGUUGUCUACUUCUCAGCAUCUAGCCACCACUCCUAUAGAUUCGAAUGGCAGUGUUGUGGAUGUUCAAGUUAUCACACAAGAUUCCAUAGCUCCUCAGUCAAAUUCUAGCGAAUCGAAAACAGAGGUUGCCACAACACAAGAAACCAGAAACAUUACCAACAUCACCAGUUGAAGAAACUGUCAACAACGAAUCUUGGAACGAGUGACACAACCAAUGCUGAUGAGACACAGCAAGCAGAGCUGUCAGUUCCUGCCAUAGAUGCCUUUCAGACGCAGGGUGAGGUAGAUGUGAGCGUGGACAUGGAUGUCAGCGCAGUAAGCGGAGACAGUGAUGUGCCUCCUGCACCUGACAGUACUGACGUGUCCGCUGUACAGUCCCCCGUGUCGUCAGACACACACGAGUGGUAUAACUCACAAGGCGUGCGAUUUACACCUCAAGAGGAAGGUGAGCUGUUAGGGAAAG
Molecule: messenger RNA, 720 nt
Organism: Homalodisca vitripennis (glassy-winged sharpshooter)
Lineage: Eukaryota; Metazoa; Arthropoda; Insecta; Hemiptera; Cicadellidae
Product: Golgi-specific brefeldin A-resistance guanine nucleotide exchange factor 1-like
Exons: 5
Coding region: 19-429 (136 amino acids)
Source: RefSeq, a predicted model, not a curated record